Drosophila takahashii is the source of this 3280-nucleotide messenger RNA. RefSeq names its product leucine-rich repeat-containing protein 15. Lineage: Eukaryota; Metazoa; Arthropoda; Insecta; Diptera; Drosophilidae. The record is from RefSeq and is a predicted model, not a curated record. Gene Ontology annotation, molecular function: protein binding.
CCGCAAUCGUCGGUUUUGCCAACCAAACGUGCUUCAUUUUCCACCAACUAACGUUUCGAACCGUUUCAAAUAUUUUCCGAUUCUGGAUUCAGGAUUCAGGAUUCAGGACUCGGGGGCUUGCCAGUGGGAUUCCGCAGAGAAUGCAACGGGAUUGAUAUUGACUUGAACCGAAGGGCCAAGAAGAGCCUGGCAGAGCGAUAAUAGCCACUAGACGGAACCUGGCUCGCCAUUUUAAAGUGGAUGUAACGGAAUUCAGUGGUGCAACGGUAUUAAUGGGCAGCGAAGGACCAAAGGAGGCACUAAGGAGCAUUCGAGGACCGUUGAAUUAGUUUGCAGCGAAGCAACAAAUACAAACAAACGCUCCUGGCCAUUCAACAAUCACUCGACGUCGCCGUAUCGAUUUUCCGUUACAUCGUUAUACACACACACUAACCCAGUUGGCACCACUAACACCACAACUGGCCAUUACGCAUACGCCCCAUAGCCACCCCAAAAAGAAACAGAGAGCGUGCGGCUCGGCUCGACAAAUCCAGCUGCUCCACGCAAAUCGGAAAGCGAGAGAGAACCAGAUUUGUUGCAUCUCGGUGGCACUUGGAGGCAUGUUUCAGUUGGCACUCGUCAGCCGCGGACGGACAAACCAUUUAGGGCUACGGCAAUAGCAAUAGCCAUUGUAGAUAGCAUUCAUCACAGCAUCGGAAAUCGCGACCAGUCACGACUUUUACACUUUGCAAUAUUUCUCUGUGAAAGAAGCCACAUUCCCCAAGGAAAUCGCAACCACCAGCAGGUGUUCAGCAUGGCGAGACUUCAGCUGGAAGCGGGACAAACGGCAGCGGCGAUGGUGCUGCUCCAGAUGCUGAUGAUGCUGGGCGGCCAGGUGCUCGGCCAGGGGCUGCCGCAGGCACAGGUGUGCCCCGAGCAGAGCGAGAUCGCGCCCUGCAUCUGCACGGUGAAGAAGAACGGGCUGGACAUCCUGUGCGAGACGACCGACCUGGCGCACAUCACCAAGUCGAUGGGCACGCUAAAGGGCAAGAGUCCCAUCAUCUUCUACCUGAAGCUGCGCCACAACAAUCUGCCCAAGCUGCAGGGCUUCGUCUUCUUGGCCCUGGACAUCCGCCACCUGACCAUUCACAACAGCAGCCUGGCGGCCAUCGAGGAGAAUGCCCUCAGCUCGCUGGGUGAGGGACUCACCCAGCUGGACGUCUCGCUGAACCAAAUGAAGACGGUGCCCUCGCAGGCACUGGGUCACCUGUUCCACCUGUUGAUCCUCAAUCUGAACCACAACAAAAUCACCGUGAUUCACAACAAUGCCUUCGAGGGACUGGAGACCCUGGAGAUUCUGACGCUCUACGAGAACAAGAUUACACAGAUCGACCCCGAGGCUUUCCGAGGACUCGAGGACCAUAUUAAGCGUCUAAAUCUGGGUGGCAACGAACUGAGCAGUGUUCCGCAGAAGGCCCUUUCCAUUUUGGCCACUUUGAAGAAACUGGAGAUCCAGGAGAACAAGAUUCGCGUUAUCAGCGAAGGAGACUUUGAAGGCUUACAGAACUUGGACUCUUUGAUAUUGGCCCACAACAUGAUCACCUCCGUGCCUGCCAAUGUCUUUUGCCACCUCACACAGUUAAAUUCCUUGGAACUGGAGGGCAAUAAGAUCAGUACAAUUGACAAGGAUGCCUUCAAGGGCCUCGAAGAGAAUCUGCAAUAUCUGCGCCUGGGUGACAAUCAAAUCCACACUGUCCCCAGCGAGGCACUGCGUCCAUUGCACCGCCUUCGCCACUUGGACUUGCGCAACAACAAUAUCAAUGUUCUGGCCGAAGAUGCCUUUACUGGAUUCGGAGACUCUCUCACUUUCCUCAAUCUGCAGAAGAAUGACAUCAAGGUUCUGCCCAGUCUUCUGUUCGAGAAUCUCAACUCCCUGGAGACGCUGAACCUACAGAACAACAAGCUGCAGCGCAUUCCGCAGGACAUAAUGGAGCCGGUCAUCGACACCCUUCGCAUCAUCGAUAUCACCGAUAACCCGCUGAACUGCUCCUGCGAGCUGACCUGGUUCCCCAAGCUGCUCGAGGACCUGAAGAACAAAGACGACGAAAUGUCGCAGAAGAAGAAGCCGCUGUGCCACAUGUCGCUGGACAACCGCGAGUACUUCGUGCAGGCCAUGCCCACCGAGAAGAUGCACUGCGCCGGCCUCAAUGUGAGUCCCUCGCCCACCAGCGGCGGUCUGAUGCGGAUCCUGCAAGUGAACAUCCUGGCCCAGAUUGCCGUGUGUAGCGUGGCCUUUCUGACUAGCGUCUAAAGCUAGAGACGCCUCUGUCCAGCUAGACGCGAUGUUCCAUGUGGGUCAGUUUCAGCUUCAGUUUCAGUUCCACCUUCAGACCCUCAGACUCGGAUCAGACUCAGUGAUCAGUUUUCAGUGAUAGUAAAUAGUGCGAUUUGAUUCGGUUUGAUUCGGCUUGCAAGCUAACCAGAUUAAGAUCCAUGAAAAGCAAAAAGCGAAUAGCAUACGCAUACGCAUACGCAUACCCAGACCCAAGAUCACAGACCUUUCCGUACGUCUACAAUCCAUUUCUGUGUUGUUGUAUUGUAUGUUUUCUUAUAGAUUAUAGAGAGUCCGUGAAUUAUGCAACUCUGCCAAUAAUUAGACUCAGAAAGCGCGCUUUCUGAACCAGCAGCAAGUCGCGGCAGCACCCAAACCACCUUGUUGAAUUGAAGCACCUCCAGAGGCAGCACCAUCAUCCAAUCUCCAAACACUCCACUCCACACCACUGCAGACAUGCACAGUAGCUCGACGCGAUGCUAAUGCCGAUCGAGAUCGGCACAAGGAGAUAUUCAAUUGUUAACGGACAUAGCUUAGAUUUAAGGUGUGAUUUAGGAAACAGUGCACCUGCUUUACUGCAGAGGUAAACCAAAUCGAAACCCAAACAUAUCAGAAUAUUGUUACGUUUAAGCAAGGGAUUAUGUUGUUAUGCGCGUUAACCUAAGGAUACGGAUACCCAUUUAUUAUUGUGUGUAGUCUAUCGUCGUCUUGUCGUCGGUGUUGUGAGAUACAAUCAUUACUAACGCGUUUCGUAGUCCCCUCACCUGUUUCCCGUCCUACCUUCUGCACCCAACCAAUCCAACCCCGAGCAAUCUAGCCUGGUCGAAGUUCUUAGAGUCUAUGUACAUACCAGGUCUAUUUCAAUUAUAAUCUACUAUUAUUGUGGCUCCACUGUGGGUGCCAGAGGCGAGGCGAAACGGAGGGAAAACCCAAGAGAAAAUAAGAAAAUUCAUUUGCAUCAAUCACCAA